Naegleria gruberi is the source of this 1650-nucleotide messenger RNA. RefSeq lists its product as uncharacterized. NCBI's taxonomy places the organism in Eukaryota, Heterolobosea, Eutetramitea, Acrasida, Naegleriidae. Bases 1 to 1650 code for a protein of 549 amino acids. The transcript has a single exon. The record is from RefSeq and is a predicted model, not a curated record.
AUGUCUCUAAACAGCACGUUUCCACUCGCUUCCACAUUCAACUCUACAAGUUGUCAUCCUCUCCUGUUAAACAUGUCCAUAACAAAUCCUAUGAUAUUUCGUGAGGAAUUUUCACAGUCUUCACUUCAGUAUGGAUUGUGUCCGGAAACUUAUAUUGCCCUAUCGAUUGCAUCCUUUGUCCUUUUCGUUUAUUUAGUCACGACAUGUAUUGCCAUGAUUGGAUUAGUUUGGCAGAGGAAGAAAACUCACAUUCAAGCCAGAAGUUUACCUCUAAUUAUUGCCAAUACGGUGGCCAACUUGACACUGGUUCUGUUGGUGGCUCUGAGAGUGAUUGUGAGUAAGAAAUAUUAUCCAUGUUUCUUACUUUCAUUGACUUUCAUGUUGUAUCCACCAUUGUUGACCUUGCCAUCGAUAUUGAGAGGAUCACGGCAUUACUUUUUAUUUAGACUAAACUUGAUGAAGAAGAAGGUUUUUGGAACGAGUGUUGAUGAAUUGUCAGAGUUGCAAUCUAUUUCUUCGAUGAGUGUUUCUGGAAAGUUGGAACAUAGGAGGUCAAAUUCUAGCUCAUCACUUGGUCAACUCUUUUCCAGAACUAAUAGUUUUAGUACAACAACAUCUGGGCCAACAAGUAGUACAACAGCUGGUCAAGAUAAUAACAAUGCUUCAUCACAAGAAUUUCUUCAAAUUGAUGAAAAACAAACUAAUUUGGAAGAUAUCUUAUCGAGAAGGGAUCAAUUAUUGAUGAGAUUUUAUGAAUUUAUGGCCAGUUACAAGUUUUUCAUCACUGUGUAUGUGGUAUCAUUUCUAAUACAUCUUGGAUUAUGGGCAAUUGUUGGUGGAAUUGAGAUUGGAGUUUACAAUUCAAGUGGUUCUUGGGUUUUUGUGGAAAGUGGAUUCUUUGAAGCAUCACAUGGUUGCAAUAUUACUCCAAAGAUUCUAAUUGUUUUGGGAAUUCAAGCAGCUUUCUAUUUGGUUUGGAUGUUUGUUAUUAAUAUUUUGUGUAUUCUUUCAGAUAGAGAUACAUUUAACAUCAAAUUGGAAGAAUUGAUUUUGACUGUGAUUUUAAUAGUAGCUUUGAUUUUGUACACGAUUUUUGGUUCAAUUCCUGUAAUCACAACUCUGGUUGAUUAUUUUGUACCUUACGUUUUGAUAUUUGUUGUUUAUUCAUUGUUGGAAACAAUUAUUGGAGUCAUUCUUCCAGUUUAUUACUCAAUUAGAGAUACAAUGAAUGAAACAAAUCAUGAUUCGGAUAAAUCCGCCAGUCAUAUGGUCAAAGCUCUUCUCAAGGAAAAGAAAUCUCUUGAUAAGAUUUCAGAUUUUGCUAGACGAAGCUAUUGUUUGGAAGAUGUAUUGGCCUGGAAAGAAAUUCAAAACUAUAAGAAAAUGAAAAAACGAAAGCAAGCUGCUCUGGACUUUAUCAAAACCUAUUUACUUCCUGGAGCUCCUCUCGAGUUGAAUAUUCCAAAGAGUGCCGCAACAUUGGCAAAUUUGAGGGAACAAAUGGAUAGCUCCACUGAUGAACCUCCUGUUAAUUUGUUUGAUGUUGUGGAACAUCAAUGUUUAUUUAACAUGACUGAUUUGUUAAAUAGAUUGGUGGUUAAGGAUGAAUAUAUUGCUCAAAAGAUUGCUGAGUGUACUGGUAAUAAGUAG